AUGUAUAAUUUUCAUUUUGUAGUCAAUCCAAAAGAAAAAAUACACUUUUAGAACUAAAAAGCAUAGAUUCAAAUUCAAAAUAUCACUAGACGUCAUUUAGCUUUUAAAGUAUUCUAUGUUUUAAUUAUAGUAAUUUAGAUAAGAACAACAAACAAUUAAGAUUUUAAAGUGAUUGGAAAUAAAGGCAUCAUCAAUCCAAUGUCUACAAAUAUAAUUCAAAUCCUCAGCAAUAAAGAAGUUGUGUUUAACAAUAUUCUAGAAUAUUAUGAAAGCAAAAUUUUAGAUUAUGACAGUGAUAAUCAAUCCCAACGAUAAUAUUGAUACCGCUUUUGCGAAAGCUAAUUCAGAAUAAAUUUAGAUUCAGACAUUGAAAACUAAGUCCACAUUUGGAGACGACACUUAAUCUUUAAUAUCAGAGACAUCAUUUUUGAGAUUUACAGCAAUUCCUAAAUAAAUUCUUCCUAUUACUUCAAUUAAUGAUAAUUUAAUAGCUCCAAUUAACAAGAAGGAAGAAUUCUAGCCAACUAUUUUUCAUUUAUUAUUUGUUGGUGCUGCAUGUCUAUUAAUUGGCUACUAUACUCAUAUGUUUAAAAGUAGUAGCAAGAAUUGCUGA
Messenger RNA from Paramecium sonneborni, 613 nucleotides. NCBI's taxonomy places the organism in Eukaryota, Ciliophora, Oligohymenophorea, Peniculida, Parameciidae. The record is from the annotation of a GenBank genome assembly.